Messenger RNA from Mytilus trossulus (common blue mussel), 996 nucleotides. RefSeq names its product craniofacial development protein 2-like. Bases 1 to 996 code for a protein of 331 amino acids. The record is from RefSeq and is a predicted model, not a curated record. The transcript has 2 exons. Lineage: Eukaryota; Metazoa; Mollusca; Bivalvia; Mytilida; Mytilidae.
AUGACAAUGAUACAAUGUUAUGCACCAACAAAUAUUGCAGAUGAUGAAACAAAAAGAACUUUUUAUGAGAAACUCCUCAGUAUAACCUGCAAAACACCACGACAUGACAUCCUUAUAGUCUUAGGUGAAAUGAAUGCUAAAGUAGGAAAUGAUAACUUAGAUGGAGAAAGAGUUAUGGGCAAACAUGGACUUGGCACUAUAAACGAAAAUGGAGAACUACUUGUACAAUUUUGUGGAGAUAACGACCUUGUUAUUGGAGCAAUAGAUUGGUGUAUGAGAACAACAUUGGAUAAUGAAAUCACAGGAAUUAGAUGGACCAUGAAUUCUUUUCUUGAGGAUUUAGAUUUUGCUGAUGAUAUCUGUCUACUAUCCAGCAACAGAAACAACCUGAAGAACAAAACCACCAGACUGAAUGAAACAGCACAAAGUAUAGGACUGACUAUAAAUGAGAAGGAGACCAAGCUCAUGAACAUCAGCAGUAACACAAUACAACCAGUGUACUUGGGACAUAACAUCAUAGAAGAGGUUGAGGACUUUACCUAUCUUGGAAGCAUGCUAAGUAACACCAAUGGAACAGCAAAAGAUAUAAAAGCCAAAAUAUGCAAAGUCAGAUAUACAUUCUGCCAACAACACCCCAUAUGGAGGAGAAGGUCAAUCAGUCUGAAAACAAAGAUCAGAAUACACACCUGCAAUGUCAGGUCAGUCCAUCUAUAUAGGGCAAAAUGCUGGAGAAUUAUCCAAUUAGACAUGAAAAAGCUUUUUUCAUUCCAUAACACCUGCUUGAGGAAGAUCUGUAAGAUAUUCUGGCCCAAUACUAUUUCCAACAAAGACCUGUACCAAAAAACAAAUCAGUGUUGUAUUGAAACAGAUAUUAAAACGAAGAGAUGUCGUUGGAUUGGCCACGUAUUGUGGAAAGGAAAUGAAGAUAUCACCAAGAAUGCUUUGAGAUGGACACCUGGUGGUAGACGAAAAAGAGGGAGGCCAAAAGAGACCUAG